CUCGUCGUUUGUAUUACGCAACAGACGCGUGCCGGGAAUUCUCAUUCGCACUGUGCCCCCUACUGGUGCUCCUCCUGUGUGUGCUUACUACGAAUUUCUGGGAUACGCACAAAAUUUGUGUGUGGCCCCAGUGAUUUUUUACAUAUAGUCAGGUUCCCGCGGGAGGGCGGCUAAUUCAUUUUUUUUUAUAAAAGAUUUGUUUGGCAGGGAAAAAGAACGUAUAGAAGAGAAUAAGUUGGAGAAGAGUGGAAGAGAAAAAAUCAAUAUAAAUUCUCAGUGUCGCUGAACUUGUGAGAAUGUAUAUGCGCGAUGUUUGUUGAGCCAUGUGGCCGGUUGAAGAGUGUUUGCUGUAAUGGCGUUUUUGCUGACGGAUGAGAAUCACUGUGGCGCGCGAUCCGGACUCUCCCAGUCCAUUCACCCUCUUCGCGGCGCGAAUCAUCCCGCCAUCCUCCAGCACGAUCUUGCACCAGUCCUGGCCACUGGGUCAGGCCGCGACGUGCGCCAAUAUAAAGGCACCGCCACAGCUCCAUUCGAAGUAGUUUGCUUAGGAGCACCGACAAAAUAGGAUCGAUCUGCUCAGUAGUUUCAUUCGCGAUUAUGGGCCUUGCUGGAUUUUUCACAAAAGUGGCUUUCACCCUCAUGCUAAUGGCCACACAUCACCCACCUGCCUUUACACGGGGACUCCUCUAUCCGCGUGAUUCGGAAACAAGGGAGGUACGAUGCCUCGAUGGGAUGUGGAAUUUCAUUGCAUCCGAUCCGCGGCAUCCUGCCAAGGGAAUUGAAGAGAAAUGGUACGAGAGGGAUCUCAGCAAAGCAGGACCAACAAUCCCAAUGCCCGUUCCUGCGAGCUACAACGAUGUUACAACCAAUUCUUCCCUGAGAGAUCACAUUGGAACAGUGUGGUACGAUAGGAGAUUCUUCGUGCCGCAAUCUUGGAUUGAUAAAACGGUGUGGAUUCGCUUUUCCAGCGUUCACUAUGAAGCCAUUGUGUGGAUCAAUGGCAAUCGAGCACUUAGGCAUGAAGUCGGCCAUUUGCCAUUUGAAGCCGACAUUACGAGCUUCCUAAAUUACGGACAAGAGAACCGCGUAACAGUUCUCGUAGACAACGUUCUGAUCCAGACAACUGUACCCCAGGGAAAUGUCCUGGAAAUGCCAACAGAUUUCGGCAUGACUCUCGUACAGCAGUAUACAUUUGACUUCUUCAACUACGCCGGGAUUCAUCGAUCAGUUCACCUGUAUACAACAUCAAAGAUUCACAUUGAAGAUGUGAUUGUGUCGACUGAUAUUGAUGAAGAAACAGGCAUUAUAAACUACAAAAUUAUGGCAAAUGAUACAGAUGAUGAUAGUUUGGUUGCCUUUGUUCAGAUCUGCGAUGCAGAUGAUAAUGUUGUUGCAACAAACACCACACCUGUUAAUGAACAGGCUUCAAUAGAGAUACGAAACGUUAAGCCAUGGUGGCCUUAUUUGAUGCAUCCUCAACCAGGUUAUCUCUACAAAAUGGAAGUCUUCCUUUCAACGUCAACGGAGAAGAAUAUUGAUAUCUACCGACUGAAAGUUGGUAUAAGGACAAUUAGUUGGAAUACAACUUCCUUUCACAUUAAUGGGAAACCAAUGUAUCUGCGAGGGUUUGGACGACAUGAGGACUCUGAUAUCCGCGGUAAAGGUUUGGAUUUGGCUCUCCUAACACGGGAUUACGACCUCCUUCAUUGGAUCGGUGCCAAUGCCUACCGCACCUCCCACUACCCAUACUCUGAGGAAGCAAUGGAGUUUGCAGAUGAAGCUGGUAUCAUGAUAAUCGAUGAAUGCCCAAGUGUGGAUACAACAAACUUCAACGAAGCUCUCCUUACAAAGCACAAAUCAUCCAUUGAACAACUUAUCCAUCGCGACAAGAAUCACCCAAGUGUCAUUAUGUGGUCCAUUGCAAAUGAGCCCCGUACCGCAGAGCUCAGUGCCGAUAGCUACUUUGAGAAUGUGGCCAAAUUCACGAGGAUGCUGGACCCAACGCGUCCUGUAAGUGCUGCAAUUGCAGUUCCCCUUCAGAACGAUCGAGCUGCCAAGCAUAUGGACAUCCUCAUGUUCAAUCGCUACAACGGAUGGUAUUCAAAUCCAGGAGAACUCAAUAUGAUUUCCAGUCGAGUAAUUGAGGAAGCCACAGCAUGGCAUAUGAAGCACCAAAAACCAGUAAUUAUGUCUGAAUAUGGAGCAGAUACCGUGGAAGGACUCCAUCUGCUACCGCCUUUUGUAUGGACUGAAGACUAUCAAGUUGAAUUGUUUUCCCGCCACUUUAAAGCUUUCGAUGUACUGCGAUCUCGCGGAUUUUUCGUAGGAGAAUUUAUUUGGAACUUUGCUGACUUCAAAACUGCCCAGACGGUUACGCGCGUUGGUGGGAACAAAAAGGGCGUGUUUACGCGAAGUCGUCAACCAAAGGCAGUAGCCCAUCAUGUCCGGAGGCGCUACUUUAAGUUAGCUAACGACUUAGAUAAUGCUCCCGUUCCCGAGGAUCUCUUCCCCUACCUCAGUGACUCCGGAUCAUCGUGCAAAUUUGGGCGAGAUGAACUAUAAAAACCAGCCACCCCUUUAAUCGCGAAUGAAGUAUUGCGUGAUCUGUAUUUUCUAAUCUUAGUAGAAUCAUGUACUUAUGCCAUUUUGAAAUAGGUAAAAUAUAAGUUUUGAUAAUUGCUAUGCCUUUCAAA
Lutzomyia longipalpis is the source of this 2693-nucleotide messenger RNA. RefSeq names its product beta-glucuronidase. Gene Ontology annotation, molecular function: carbohydrate binding; beta-glucuronidase activity. Lineage: Eukaryota; Metazoa; Arthropoda; Insecta; Diptera; Psychodidae. Bases 598 to 2562 code for a protein of 654 amino acids. The transcript has 5 exons. Gene Ontology annotation, biological process: carbohydrate metabolic process; glucuronoside catabolic process. The record is from RefSeq and is a predicted model, not a curated record.